Messenger RNA from Ornithodoros turicata, 2154 nucleotides. Its product is annotated as neprilysin-1-like. Gene Ontology annotation, cellular component: plasma membrane. Gene Ontology annotation, biological process: protein processing. Lineage: Eukaryota; Metazoa; Arthropoda; Arachnida; Ixodida; Argasidae. The coding region runs from base 85 to 2124 and encodes 679 amino acids. The record is from RefSeq and is a predicted model, not a curated record. Gene Ontology annotation, molecular function: metalloendopeptidase activity. The transcript is spliced from 2 exons.
CUCACGAGACACGGCCACGCGCACUGAACCGUAUGCCGUCGAAGAAGCUGUCCAGGACGGUGCAGAGCAUCAACGUCUUCACCCAUGCCGAUCUUCUUGACGCUUAUCUCUUCAGUCGUCUACUACGGUCUGCUCUUCGCUAUCGACACAAUAGCAAACAAAGUGUUUCCCUUCUGCUUCCACCCGGUCAAAUGCUUCAACUUCGAGGACGAGCUUCAGAGGAGCAUCGACGAGAACUACGGACCAUGCGACGACCUCUACCUCCACGUAUGUAACAGGUGGCGCCGCAAUCACCCCCAUUACCGCGACCAGUCCAGUCUCCUGAACACACGCACUCAGUACACCCUGAUGGAAGCGCUGGCUAAACCGCGUCAAAGUAAAACAUCUGUCCUGGACCGGGUAGCCCUCGGCUACCAGCAGUGCCUGAACGUGCUCAUCAAAAAGGAGGAGCAUGGCGAUGUCAUCAAGGAAUUGUUUAGCAAGUAUCACUAUGAAUGGCCGACCGACACGCUGUCCAAAGAUUUCGACCUGUUAGACAUGGGCGUUGGCAUGGCCUUAGAUUACGACAUCAGUCUUCUCUUUGGACUCUUCGUGCUACCCUACUACAGAACAGACAGCAAGUAUUCCUUGGCCCUAGAUUCGUCGCAAGGUUACAUUCACGUUGACUAUCUUGUGGAUGCACAUGAACAUAAUGACGAACGGUGCAUAGCGCAGUUCGCAAAGGUUUCUUCAUCCGAGGCGCAGGUCAUGAGUUCUAAAGUCAAGGAAUUCCUGAACGAUUUCUCGGCCGUCACUGUGUCCUUGUCCCAUGACAAGGAUCCACUUGUAAGCUACAGAAAGCUGGGGGACUUUCGCAACGUAACUCCAACGAUACCACCGGCAAAGUGGGUUGACACCCUAAACAAGCACCUUCCCAGCAAUGCCUCGGUUGGGAACGACGACGAAGUUCUAGUCGCGCAAAGCGCUCUACCGAUGCUGCGGUAUCUACUUCCAUUAUAUAAAAAUAAGAUCGCUGACCUGAUGCUUGUGGUUGGGUACAUCGUGAUACAGCGAAUGUCGCACGCGUUUUCCUACCAGCAACUCGAGUGCAUGAGCGGUGAAACAUCGAUGCUUGCACCGGCUCUCACGCAGGUUUGUGUCGGCAUGAUGAACAAAGUCGCCCCCUUUGCUAUGGCUCGCAUCCUUUACGACGAAAUACUGGAUCCAGUUUCCGUGAACAUCACCAUGGACAUCUUUCGCGACGUCAGAGAAGCGACGCAAAAAUUAUUGGAACAAAGCGUGUGGAUGUCCGUUCUGACGCGACAAGAAGCGCUUCAACGUCUGACAGACCUGCUCGAAGUCGGGGGCAUCGCACCUGAUUUCUUAAGCACCGAAUCCAUCGAGGAUGCCUACUCUUUCCUGCCGACUUUCGAGAAGCCAUUCAUUGAAGACUACCUGGAAGCCAAGAAGCUUCGCAUGGACAAGUCAAAAGGAUUGCUCAGCUUUCCACCAGGAGCCCGACCAGUGCGACGAGAAGACGUCGAAGUUGACCUCGUGACCGUGAACUCUUUUUACAUGACGCCAGCCCAUAUCGUGUUCAUUCCUGGUUCGAUGAUGCAAGCUCCGUACAUGAACCCAAAACUUCCGGUGCCCGUCAGGUACGGCUCAAUGGGACAUGUCUUGGCCCACGAACUAAGUCACGCGUUUGACAAGACCAUAAGUAAGGUGUCCAGGACGGCCGAGGCGAAGCCGCUCUACGAUCGCACGUCUGCCUUUGCCCUGAUGCUCAAGUUGCAAUGUCUGAGUGGGCAAGUGACUUUGGUAACGGAUAACAGAACUCUGGCCAUCAAUACGUUAAGCGUUUCCUAUGCCGAUAACGCGGGCAUGGAAAUAGCAUCGAAGGCUUUCAGGGAUCUUAGGGAUCCGGGAGAAGGAAUUUUGGGCUACACGGCUCAACAGAUGUUUUUUAUAAGUGCGUGCUUCAAGCUGUGCGGUCUUGAGCCGGAUAAGUUUCAGGAUGGACGACACCCUCCUCUUCAGCUGCGUUGCGAUCUGCCUGCAAUCAAUAGUUUCCAUUUCACGGAAGCAUUCAAAUGCCCCUUUAGUUCAAAUAUGUAUUCGAUCGUACGUUGUAAUUUUCACUGACCCCCAUCGUAACUUACCUACAAUUAAAGA